Triticum aestivum (bread wheat) is the source of this 1341-nucleotide messenger RNA. RefSeq names its product serine/threonine-protein phosphatase 7 long form homolog. The record is from RefSeq and is a predicted model, not a curated record. Bases 1 to 1341 code for a protein of 446 amino acids. The transcript has 7 exons. Gene Ontology annotation, biological process: meristem development; meristem maintenance. Lineage: Eukaryota; Viridiplantae; Streptophyta; Magnoliopsida; Poales; Poaceae.
AUGCAGACCCGUUUUUUGGCUGCGGUCCCGACUGCUAGGGCCAUAGACAACGAUCCUCAUGGACCUCUUUUUAGAUGGUUGAGCCAGUUUCAGAUUGUCUCGUUAGGACAUCCCAAUGUUGAGUUGUCGGAGGCACAGAUUGACCGGUCCUUAGAGGCAUAUAUUCUUUGGCUGUUCGGCAAGACGAUGUUUACGGAGAACCACGUGACCACUGUCGAUGCACGACUCAUCGGUAUUGCACGAGAGAUAGCUGACGCACGUUGCCCCGCGGAUAUUCUACAGAGGAGUUUUGGUUCUGCUGUGUUAGCGGCUACGUACAGAGGCCUGUGCAAAGCUUGCUUGUUGAAGUCUAGAAAAUCUGGUGUUGUUGGAUGUCCAUUAUUGUUGCUGCUCUGGUCAUACGAGAGAUUCCCUAUUGGACGACCCUAUGUCUACAUUGAUAAACCUUUUGGUUUGGAGGACUUAGCUGGGGCUUAUGUGCCUGCUAUCGGCGACUUACCUACUAUGGGUUCUGUUUGGGCACGGCGAGAGAGACAGUUUGCACAUAGUCAGGUUAGGGGAUGCUACCCGUCCUUCACGGCGCAGUUUGAUAGUUUGCACGAGGAUCAAGUUAUCUGGGAGCCAUACUCGGCUGAGGCUAUAUCAUCGAGGUACCCAGUUGGGAUUUCUGGAUUGUGCACUAGAGAUCGGCAUUUUUGGAUGACCAAGGCCAAGUUGGUGUUCGAUGUGACGGUUGAGGAGAUGUCUCUUCAUAGAGUAAUGAGACAGUUCGGUCUAUAUCAAGAGCCUGAGAUUCCAAAAAUUCCACAGUUGCCAGAGCACGUGCACAAGGACAGUCGCCUAGGAGGAAACAAGUCCAUGGAUUACUGGCUUAAGAGCAUUACCCCUUACGUUGACGAAUGGACUACCGCUGCGACAAAUACCUGGGGUGAGGGUCGGGCCUUUAACUGGCAAAUGUUCGGGUUGUAUCUGCAGCGUUACCGGCAUACAACAAGGAUCUACUUGGUUCCAUCAGCUGCUCCUGAUCAGAUCGAAGCCCCUCUCACCAGCGAUAUGUACCCAACUGCCUCUACGGUCUUCGGAUGUUGCACUUCCUCCUCCAGCACAUCGUCCGCCACGUCCCUCUGCGGCAACCUGUCGCAACCGUUCAUGCAUUCAGAGCAGUCACCCAUCCUUAGUGGUGGUGCUGAUUACUUUGAGGGCGACCGCGAGGAUGAUGACCAUGCUACAAACAUUUAUGGCUUCUCGCAGACAGUGUUUCACACUCCACCACCACCACCGACGCAGGAGACACAGACCGUGACAGACGAGUUACAUUUCCAAAUAGAUUACAACCGAUAA